AUAUCAAAAUAAAUAAUAGCAAAUAUAAAUAAAAAAAGAAGCACAACAGAAUUAUUAGUAUUGAAAAAAAAUUAACCAUAAAAAGUAAAAAUAAAAACAACAACAACAUCAAACAAUUUCCGUAGCCAUGGAUAUUGCUACUAGCAGCAGCCAACGCGAAAAUGAGCAACGUGUCGCCGAAGAAUAUUUAUCCAGUUUAUCGGAUUUAAAUUGCAAUAGUAAACCCUUAAUCAAUAUGCUGACCAUGUUGGCUGAGGAAAAUAUUGAAUAUGCUGCCGUCAUCGUUAAAGUCGUUGAAGAUCAUAUAGCCAAGGUUAAAAUUAUUCAUUUUUAUUAUUAUUUUUAUUAUGAUUACUAUUAAUAUAAUAACAAUUAAUUGGAA
Messenger RNA from Lucilia cuprina (Australian sheep blowfly), 382 nucleotides. RefSeq lists its product as uncharacterized. Gene Ontology annotation, biological process: termination of RNA polymerase II transcription. Gene Ontology annotation, cellular component: cytoplasm; mRNA cleavage factor complex. NCBI's taxonomy places the organism in Eukaryota, Metazoa, Arthropoda, Insecta, Diptera, Calliphoridae. The transcript has a single exon. Gene Ontology annotation, molecular function: RNA polymerase II complex binding; mRNA binding. The coding region runs from base 128 to 361 and encodes 77 amino acids. The record is from RefSeq and is a predicted model, not a curated record.